Rhizophagus irregularis DAOM 181602=DAOM 197198 is the source of this 1927-nucleotide messenger RNA. The record is from RefSeq and is a predicted model, not a curated record. NCBI's taxonomy places the organism in Eukaryota, Fungi, Glomeromycota, Glomeromycetes, Glomerales, Glomeraceae.
AUUUUUCGGACUAAUUUAAAAAAAAAAAAAAAAAAAAAAAUUUUUAUUAUGGCUCAAAUUCGUAAAGAUUUAACUAAUGAUGCAAUUGAAGAAGCGUACGCAUUAACGGAUUUUGAUAUUCAAGAUAGUAUAGAGAAACGAUUUGAAUUUAGAAAACAAAUUAUUCUUAAAGAUGUACGUCUCUCAAAAGAUGAAAUAUCUUAUGCAGUAAAAUUAUUAAAUAAAGAUUUUGAUGAUCAUAAAAUCCUUUCAAAUGAAGGAAUUAAAAGAAUUUGUGAAAAUUGUAAAGAAAAAUGUUUAGCUACCUUUUAUUGUGAAUUCUGCGUUCGAAAUUAUUUAAAAAAUAAUUUUUCAAAUUGGACAUCGGAAAAUAAUGAUAUUGAUAAUUUAAUAAAAAAAUGUCAACUGGAAACAAUUACACCACAAAAGAUAGUAGAAUGGAUCCCAUAUAAUAAUUUUCAAAAUUUAAUAUGUUUGAAUAAAAGUGGAUGUUCGGAAAUUUAUACGGCAUAUUGGAUUGAUGGAUGUUAUGAUGAAUGGGAUUGUAAAGAAAAGAAAUUAAAAAGAUGUGGAGAACAAGAAGUUAUACUUAAAAAAUUAGAAAAUGUUAAAAAUGCUAAAAAAAGUUGGUUCGAUGAGGGUAAAAUUAAUUUACUUAUAAGUAAUAAAUGGAAUGACUUAGUACAAUGUUAUGGUUUUACUAAAGAUCCAAAGGAUGGAAAUUAUAUGCUUGUUUUAAAUAAAAUGGAUACGAAUUUAAGAAAUUAUUUGUCAAAAUAUCAUACUAAACUUACAUGGAAAGAAAGAAUUCAUAUUGCCUAUGAAAUAAUAAAUGCAGCUUGUGAAAUUUAUGAUGAAAAAGCAAUUCAUAAAGAUUUACAUUCUGGUAAUAUUUUAUAUAGUCAACCUAGAAAAAAGUUUUGUAUCAGUGAUCUUGGAUUUUGUGAACCUGCUGAUAAACCAUUAAAUAGCAUAUAUGGACAACUUCCUUACAUAGCACCUGAGGUUAUUGUUGGGAAAGAAAUUACUUUUGCAUCUAAUAUUUAUAGUAUUGGUAUACUUAUGUGGGAAAUAUCAUCAGGAACACAACCUUUUAUUAAUUAUGAACAUGAUUCUGAUCUUGCGAUGAAUAUAAUAAAUGGUAUGAGACCAAAAAUAGUACGAGGAACUCCUUUAGAGUACAGAAAAUUAAUGGAACAGUGUUGGAAUGCUGAUCCGAAAAAGAGACCUGAUAUAUAUACUCUUGAGGAUAAAUUAGACGUUAUGAGAUCAAAUCAAAAUUAUCAAUUAAAUUUUACAAAUAUCAAUAAUUUACCAUUAAAUGUAAAUUUUGGAAUAAACCCUAGCCUUACUAAAUUUUUAAUUAAACAUUCAACUAGUAAAAUUUACAAUUUUAAUGAUUUACCUGAUCCAAAAAAUGCUACAAAAGAAGAACAAGAAGCUUUUCAUAAUAUGCAAAAUAAUUUAAGUAUUUUAAAUGAUAACAAUUAUGAAACGAAAGGAAAAUCUAAAAGAAAUAAUUCAAAUGAUUCUGAUGUAGAAGACAAUGAAAUUAAUUCUAAGAAAUUAAAAGUAAAUCAUGUUAAAGAAACAAAUAGAGUUGGAUUCCAAUAUAUGCAAAGAAGUGCUGAUGAUAUAGAUGACACAAGUGAUGAUGAUGACGAUGAAGUACCUAUUCUUCCGAUUCUUCGUCAAGAAGUGUCGUAAAUUCUAGAAGGUAACCAUUAGAAAUUAUAAAUCAACUUAAGAAAGAUAUCUUUUUUUUUUUAAUUUCGUGAUUAUUAUUAGAAGGAUAAUUAAAUUUGAAUGAUAAUUUAUGUUUAAAUCUUAGAAUUAUUUAGCAAUAGUUCUUUUAGUCUGAAUUUUAAACGAUUUUAUUUAUUAUUCAUUAUUUAUUUAUUUAUUUUUUUUUUCGAAAUUGUUCAAA